Amoebophrya sp. A25 is the source of this 2244-nucleotide messenger RNA. The record is from the annotation of a GenBank genome assembly. Lineage: Eukaryota; Dinophyceae; Syndiniales; Amoebophryaceae.
CCCAUACCCUCGGUCUUCAACACUUAUUUAGUUGAUGUUUUACUGGAUUGAGAAUCCACAAGGUGAAGAGAACCCUGUAGCAUCAUUUCUCAAUGUAUUCGAAUGUAGGCCAGUAAACCCGUGGAAGUUUGUCGCGUUGGCGUUGCGGGGGGCUUUCCGUGCGAACCUUGGCGCUGAGACGACCUUUCUGGGUGCGAAUUUGGCGAUGCAGGAUCCCAGUCGUCCUCGUGCUACUGUCGAAGCGAGUUAGCAACAUCUCUACGGCGCCGCGACAGAUCUUAAUUUUCUUGCACGAACGAGCACACGACGGACGGCGUUGCAGUGUCGCGUUACGGCAGCGUGUGGUUGCCCAUACACCAUCCUGCAGUUAGAACUUCUCUCAACGACAAUGAAGGGUAUCGUUUGCGUGAAGCGGGUCAUCGACUACGCCGUCAAAGUCCGAGUGGCGAAGGACAAAGCCGGUGUGGAAAUCAAAAAUAUGAAGAUGUCGAUGAAUCCGUUCUGCGAAAUCGCAGUCGAGGAAGGGAUACGAAUGAAGGAAAAAGGCAUCCUCUCCGAGCUCAUAGCCGUCUCAAUAGGAGCGGACAAGGCACAGGAGACGUUACGACAAAGUCUCGCAAUGGGCGCAGACCGGGCGAUCCUGCUAAAAACGGACCUGAGAACUGAUCAAGACCUACAGCCACUGGUAUUUCCAUUUCCUGUUCCUGAAGCUGAACAUUGCAAAUUACUUUAGUUUUUGGCGUAAUUACUUUCUGCUUCAAGAUCAAGAACAGUGACGAUGAUGAAUAAAGGCGUAGGCAGAAGACACGCUGCGAUCGUGUGACCGCAUCACCUCCCAGGCAGUCGCAAAGCUCCUGCAGAAGAUAGUGGAGAAAGAGGGCCCUAACCUUGUUUUAUGCGGAAAGCAGGCAAUAGACUCGGACAGCAAUCAGACCGGACAGAUUCUCGCAGGUAAUGGGUUUUCAACGUUCUGAGUGAGCAAGAAGAACACGAAAAAUUUAGAUCAUCUAAUUCUAUGUAAUAUUCCUUUUUUACCUCUUCUUAAUAAGUGGUGCCUUCUUUUAACGAGUUACACCCCAGCUGCUUUCACCUUUGCACGACAACGUUUAGGUCUACUCGGCUGGUCACAAUCGACCUUCACUUCCGCAUGCAGCUUCAGCGACGCCAAGGAUGGACUGGUCGUGGAACGUAAUACAGUUCUGCUUUUUGCGACCUUGUUGUUGAUGCACAUACAGAUUCGCUUUCCCCUUCUGUCUUUUAGCGAGUUCAGUCUGCACAAGCAAGGUGACACAAUGAAGCGAGAAGAGAAGCUGGCUCAGUAUUAGUAUUGCUAACUACGAUGGCUUCUUGUUUUUUCCCUUAUUAGGUGAGAUCGACGCUGGAAUCCAGACUCUAAAAGUAGCUCUGCCAGCGGUUGUAACAACGGAUUUGCGAUUGAACGAUCCGCGAUAUGCGACGCUGCCGAACCUCAUGAAAGCAAAGAAGAAGCCGCUCGAUAAAAUCGACGCCGACUCACUGGGCGUAGACUUGGCGGGGAGAGUGAAGGUUCUCAGCGUCGAGGAACCGGAAACACGCGCCGCGGGUGUCAAAGUGGCCGAUGUCAACGAAUUGGUGGACAAGCUGAAAAACGUAGCAAAAGUCAUUUAAUAGAACCAGUCACGGGUUCCACUAGUUCGUGUGUGGUAUAGCUCAACCUCUUACAUAAUUUAGAAAUAAUUUGCGCGAUGUUCUACAACUAAAUGUGGUCUUCUCUGACUUCAUGAUUGAUGCACAGACAGGCUCAUUGGUUCUGACAAUUUUUAACUCAACGCUGACGCUGACCAAAAUUUAGAUAUCUUUCACAUGCAGAUUUUUUAGAUGGAGGAGAAUUUGGGUCCCCUUCCCACCAGAAAAUGGGGCUUCUACUUUUUCGUAAUUGCAAAGGGAGCUCGGUGGUGAAGCCCACCAUCCGCAACCGAAGCUUUUGAUCCACAACAUGAAAUUUUUUGAAACCACUCAUUUUUGUAAAUUGCGGAGGCGAUUGCCUGCGCGUGUGGCUUCAUCUACUAAACCCAGUGCGAGUUCCCUGUAUUCGUGUUUUCGCAGUGACCACAAAACGAAUAGCUUGACGAGAGCACAAGAUAUCUGUUCCCUUGAUGACGACUUUGGUUUGAAAAAGACCCAUGCCUAAUGUGAAACUUCCAGGUCGAGUUCGUCGAGCAAGAAAUUUAGAAAAUUUGCACAAUCGCAAGAAAUUUUUUCGGC